GAGUGUCUCCCUCUCUUCACUUUCCCCACUCCGCGUAUACGAAUAAGACAUAUCCGGUGACUUGAUUCCAAGCUCGAAGUAAGUGAGCUCCUUCGGUCUCGUCUCUGACUCAGUAGUAGGUGGACAGUCGUCGACGUCGGUUCGCGUGUUUCGCGCUUGCCUUAGACGAAAAUUGCUACGUGAUAUAUAUAUAUAUAUUAUAUAUUAUAUAUAUAUAUAUAUGUAUAUAUCCUCCGUUCGCAAGAAAAAAAAGUUUCUCGAAGUUCCGCGCGAAAGAGUCGACUUAGAACAGUGUCUUAGCAUACUAAUUACGGAUCAUGUGCGUCAUGUUGCCGAUGCUGCAGGAAAAUUCUUUAUUCCCGUUCAAUCCCAGCCUGGAUGAAGAAAUUAAGCGGCUGUUCGACGUCGCUGUAAGCAAAAAUCCAGCGCCGAAUGUCGAGGAAGUAAUGGAAGAUUUUCGACAUAACGGUCGUGACUUUGAGUAUUGUCCAGAUCACGAUAUGGACGAAACCAGGCAGAUUGUGCCCCGUCGAAAGAAGAACAAGAAGCCUUUACCAAAAGAAUGCGUCUUUUGCAGAAAUAACGGGGAGGAAGAGGCUUAUUAUCGAGAGCAUUUGCUAAAAGAUAUCGAUGGUCGUGUCAUUUGUCCCGUUCUCAGGGCUUAUACGUGUCCGAUUUGUGGUGCAUGCGGCGAUGGAGCACACACAGUUAAAUAUUGUCCAAAGGGUCCGUAUUACAAUUCCUGUACAAUGAGUAUGUCGAAUACCUUCAAGAUGCAGAGAAACUCGACGGGAAAACGUCGUAAAACACGCGACAUAAUCCAUAUGGGAGGACAUUCCAUCCGAGAAGCUUAUAUUUAGUUUCAUCGUCUACGCUUGACAAAUAUCUCACGAAGUAACAAUAUCAUCUAAGCCCGAAAUUUUCAAUGGGAAGAAAUAAAAGAAGCGAGCGUUUUUGAGUAUAUACACAUUAACUGCUGACAAAGGCUGUCCUCGCAUAUGUACGUUCAUAUGGCGCAAUUAAUUCUUAAGCUAAUCUAAAUUCAUAGAUUUCUCUUAGAUUUAUAUAUUUUUGUACUUAACAUUUACACUCGUCUAUGCAGACGAAUACUGACACUCGACGUGAUCUCGCAUUCUCGAAAAUACGCUGAAACAUCGCGGUUCUAAAUUGAGAUCGAUAUGUGACUUUAGUUAGUCUUGUCGCGUUGCCCUUCCGUAUUCUUUCCGCAUUCGUAAUUCAUCCUAUCUCUUUCGCCUCGUUUCUAUUUGUGAUGCAUUUCAUGUUCAUAAUGCAGUGAUAAAGAAAAAUGUACUAUGCUGAUGAAAUAUAAAUUUCGAUUUUUAGAGCAAGAAAAAGUUUCGCGUACUUCGAGAUUUGCGCGAUUGGAUAAAUUCAGUGACAGCACAUUCACAUCAGUUUUGCGACACGUCUUGAUUUUAAGAUUAAACGCGAUUUUUUUACACGAUCGCGACAUACUUUUGCGAUGAUUUCUUAAGUACUAGAGAGAUUCAAUGUGUCAUUUGACGAAUAAGUACACAAAGAUAUUUUUUUCUGGGAUAUUAAAUAUUUCUUAAGAAAAGUAUGCCUAUUAAUUGUCGAUAACAUACUGAGUCACAUUGAAAUAAUUGGGAAUAAAAGGAACUUAGUUGCUUUUAAAAUGAUUAUAACAAGAAAGUGCCUAAUUGAGUUUAUUUAAUAUUAUUAACGCACGCGUUUACGAUUUAUUUUUGUGAUUAUUUCUUAAGCAGUUAAGUAGUUAUUUGUAAUGAGAUUACGCAUUCCAAAGAUUCUCGAUUUAAGUAUUUGAAGAAUUCAUGGGAAGAAUACAAUAAGUUCGUAAUUUGUAAUUUUUUUUAGAUACGCAUUUGUAUUUGAAAUGGGGUUUUACAAAUUAUGAAUAUAUCUUUAUAUAUUGUAUGAUUCUUUUUCUGAAUUCGUCAUUUUGAUUCCUAAUAUGUUGCAUAUAUUUCUACUACUAUUUUUUUUUACCAAGAAUAUGAAAAAGUCAAUAUGAUGUAUGACGAUUAGCGUGACAUAUAACAAUACGUAAGAUAUUUUAGACGUUAUAUAAAGAUAUGACAAAUUUUGUUACGCUUUCUUUAAUUUUGAUAUUCUUGAAUGCAUAUUUCAUCAAGUUACAAUUCAAUUAAAAAAAAAAAUUGUGCAAAAUGCAACAUGACAACAUAAAAUUUCAAUGGAUUUGGACGAGAAUUUUACCCACAAUUUAUUAAUUGCAUAUGUCCAUAUAAGAACAUCGCGUUUCUUCAUUCAUCCCGAUUUCGAAAUGACAGAAUAAUGUAAUCUUUUGAAAAAGAAUCUUAUAUAUAACUUUGUGUUUAGAUAUUUCAGUAUUAUAUACCUAUCGUACUACAUUAGCUUUUUAUUUUCUAUUUGAAUAUCUUUCUUCUCCAUAUAUAAUCUAAAGAUAAUUAAUACCAAAUUAUUCUAAUCACGAAUAACGUAUGUCUUUAUUUUAAUUUAUUUUAAUUUAUUUUUCAUUAUGCGACUUUUAGAGAGAGAGAGAAAACGUUUCGACAAUUAUAUGAUUUAUCAUAAUUACUUCAUAAUUUACAAUUGAUAGUUGAAUCAGUGUUAAUUGAAACUAUCGAUAAAUUUUGAAAAUAUUGUUUUUCCUCUUUCCAAUGAAACGUUGUGAUGAUAACAUAUGUGCCUUAUAAGAUAUUCUAUUUUUAUAAUUUUACGAUAUAGGUUGAUGAGAUAUAUAAUAUAAUAAGUAUAGUAUAUACCAUAUGAGAAAUAACUCAGGAUAUAUGCACAUUUUAUUGUGUUUUUACUUUAAAAUGUGCAUUUUAAAAAUAUAAAGUCUUAUCGACCGACAUCGAAUGUUUUCAAUAUAGCUAAUAAGAGAUGAUCGAUAACGAUCAUCGUAAUCUUAUACGAGCAUCAACGUGAGCAAUAAUAUUAAUUUAUACAUCUUGUAGCAUUAGAGAUGUAUAUUUUAUGUGCUUACGAAUUAUCACCGCAAUACGUGUAUGUUUUUUUUUAUAUGUGUGUGAAAGCGUGUCCUUUACGUGAUAUGAAAAAUCUGUAAUAAUAAUCGAUAUAAGAAUUGUAAAAAUAAUCUUUUCUCAAAAAUUACAUGUCUAAAUAUAUUUCCGUGGAUAUUUUAUUUAUUUUGCUUCACCAGCUGAUACAAAACGGUCUGUUCUCAAUUUUGUAUAUUAUAUGUGUUUAUUGCCAUAUUCAGAGAAUAUUGGAACUGUUGUCACUGUCAGUCUCGCUACGAUCUUGUCAAGGCCGUCGAAACAAAAGCUGUUGCCGAAACGGUAUUUCUUCGUGUUUAUACAUACGUAGGCUUUUACUUCGAAGGUUUGAUAAUUCGUAGAAGGCGAAUGCUUUUUUGCAGUUGACGCUUCUUUCCGCUAUUUCUCAAAAAUUCGCGAAAGGACACGCUUUUACAUUUUCUCGGCAUGUAAUUUGUAUACAUAUCGAAACUGUCUAAAAUAAUUAAAAAGAAAUGAUACUUGUUCAGAAAGUUUUAACGAUUUAAAAAUUCUCCCGAGGGACAAAAACUCAUGUGAUUGAAAAUUAAAUGUAUCAGCUAUUGUGUUGUAUCAUCUUUUUACCGCAUAAAAUAUAAUAAUAUAUAAUUUGUA
Molecule: messenger RNA, 3617 nt
Organism: Nylanderia fulva
Lineage: Eukaryota; Metazoa; Arthropoda; Insecta; Hymenoptera; Formicidae
Gene: nanos
Product: RNA-binding protein nanos
Molecular function (GO): RNA binding; zinc ion binding
Source: RefSeq, a predicted model, not a curated record